Messenger RNA from Carassius auratus (goldfish), 5049 nucleotides. RefSeq names its product diphosphoinositol pentakisphosphate kinase 1b (gene ppip5k1b). The coding region runs from base 382 to 4026 and encodes 1214 amino acids. The transcript is spliced from 29 exons. Lineage: Eukaryota; Metazoa; Chordata; Actinopteri; Cypriniformes; Cyprinidae. Gene Ontology annotation, biological process: inositol metabolic process; inositol phosphate biosynthetic process. The record is from RefSeq and is a predicted model, not a curated record. Gene Ontology annotation, molecular function: 5-diphosphoinositol pentakisphosphate 1-kinase activity; inositol hexakisphosphate kinase activity. Gene Ontology annotation, cellular component: cytosol.
GCAGUUUCCAUGUCAUGGAUCACGAAAGACGGCGCUGCUCAAGGGUUCUGUGAAGGUAGUUCACGCGGAGCUCCAGUUAGUUUCACUCUGACAGCAGAUGAGGAAGUCACACUCUGUCCGAGAACGAGUAAGAACAGGACUGGGUUUGUGAGAGAAAUUGAUCUGGAUUAACUCACAACAUGUUCCUGGUUUUGGAAGGGUGACACCAAAUCUUUAAGGAAUAAACACCUCAUAAGUUUCUAAGACAACCUUGGCAUUAGGUCACUUCUGGACCCUCAUCUGACUGGAUUACACACCUUAUCUGCCUGAUGUUUCCACCACUGAGCUUCAGCACGAGAUGGUGUGCUGGGAACUUGGCUGUUUGACAGAGACUCGACAGAAAUGUCGAAGUCAAGUGGACAGGGGAUGUACAACAGCGAACUUCCCCGGUUCCUGAUUGGAAGUGAGGGUGGUGAGAGCAGAGAGCUGGGUGACACAGACAUGAGGAAGAUCUCAGGGGAUUACGGAGAGGAGGAGGAGGAGGAGGAUGAGGAUCAGUCAGAGCGUCAGAUUGUAGUGGGGAUCUGCUCCAUGAUGAAGAAAUCCAAAUCCAAGCCAAUGACUGAGAUUCUGGAGAGGCUCUGUAAGUUUGAGUACAUCACUGUGGUCAUUUUUCCAGAGGAGGUUAUACUGAACGAACCGGUGGAGAAGUGGCCAUUGUGUGACUGCCUCAUUUCCUUCCAUUCCAAAGGAUUUGCCCUUGACAAAGCUGUAAGUUAUGCCAAACUAAGAAACCCCCUCCUUAUCAACGACCUCGAUAUGCAGUAUUUCAUUCAAGACAGGAGGGAAGUGUACAGGAUUCUACAGGAAGAGGGCAUUGACCUUCCUCGCUAUGCAGUGUUGAACCGGGACCCCGACAGACCAGAGGAAUGUAACCUGGUGGAGAGCGAGGACCAUGUGGAAGUGAACGGGGAAGUGUUUCACAAACCCUUUGUGGAGAAGCCCGUCUCCGCUGAGGACCACAAUGUCUACAUCUAUUACCCAACCUCUGCUGGCGGCGGCAGCCAGCGUCUCUUCAGAAAGAUCGGCAGUCGGAGCAGUGUGUAUUCUCCUGAAAGUACUGUUCGCAAGACUGGAUCAUACAUCUAUGAGGAGUUCAUGCCCACAGAUGGCACUGAUGUUAAGGUUUACACAGUUGGACCUGAUUAUGCUCACGCCGAAGCCCGUAAGUCUCCUGCUCUGGAUGGGAAAGUGGAGCGAGACAGUGAGGGGAAGGAGAUCCGUUAUCCUGUGAUGCUCACCGCUAUGGAGAAGCUUGUGGCCAGAAAAGUGUGUCUUGCAUUCAAGCAAACAGUCUGUGGUUUUGACCUCCUCCGAGCAAAUGGUCACUCUUUCGUUUGUGACGUUAAUGGCUUCAGCUUUGUAAAGAACUCCAUGAAGUACUAUGAUGAUUGUGCCAAAGUCCUGGGGAACAUGGUGAUGCGAGAGCUGGCUCCUCAGCUCCAUAUUCCCUGGUCAAUCCCCAUGGAAGCAGAGGACAUCCCUAUCGUCCCGACUACCUCAGGGACCAUGAUGGAGCUGCGUUGUGUUAUUGCUGUAAUUCGCCAUGGUGACCGUACACCCAAACAGAAGAUGAAGAUGGAGGUCAGGAACGCCCUGUUUUUUGAGUUGUUUGAGAAGUACGGUGGCUAUAAGUCUGGAAAACUCAAGCUGAAGAAACCAAAACAGCUCCAGGAAGUGCUGGAUAUUGCUCGUCAGCUGUUGGCAGAACUGGUCCUGCAUAAUGAUUGUGAGAUUGAGGAGAAGAAAUCCAAGCUAGAACAACUGAAGACGGUUCUGGAGAUGUAUGGCCAUUUCUCAGGGAUCAACAGGAAGGUGCAGCUGACCUACCUCCCAAAUGGGCAGCCCAAAGCAUCCAGUGAAGAGGAAGACGCUCUGAAGGAGGGCCCAUCUUUACUGCUGGUGCUGAAGUGGGGCGGUGAGCUGACACCAGCGGGUAGAGUUCAGGCUGAGGAGCUUGGACGAGCCUUUCGUUGCAUGUACCCUGGAGGACAAGGCGACUAUGCCGGCUUCCCUGGUUGUGGCCUUCUCCGUUUACACAGCACUUACCGCCAUGACCUCAAAAUUUACGCAUCAGAUGAGGGUCGUGUUCAGAUGACUGCAGCAGCUUUUGCAAAGGGUCUGUUAGCACUGGAAGGAGAGCUGACUCCAAUCCUCGUUCAGAUGGUGAAGAGUGCCAACAUGAACGGACUGCUGGACAGCGACAGCGACUCUCUCACUGACUGCCAGCAGAGAGUCAAAGCUCGAUUACAUGAGAUCAUGCAGAAGAACAAAGACUUCAGUGAGGAGGACUACAGCAAGUUGGCUCCAACAGGCAGCCCAUCUCUGGUGAACUCUAUGGGGGUGAUCUUCAAUCCAGUCAGUACUUGUGAUCGAGUUCACACACUCAUUAAAAGCCUUACUUGGCAGAUCUGUAAAAGGCUGGAAGACCCCAAAUCUGCAGGUUUGCCCUCUCUAUGGCUUCUUAGAAGGGGAAAAAUAUAUAUAUAUAUAUACUACAUGUAUAUUUUUAUAUAUAUAAAUAUCUAUUUUUUAAUUUUCACAGAUCUGCAGCUAUACCACAGUGAGACUCUGGAGCUCAUGCUGCAGCGCUGGUCCAAACUGGAGCGUGACUUCCGCAUGAAAAACGGCCGCUAUGACAUCAGUAAGAUCCCAGAUAUCUAUGACUGUGUGAAAUACGACACCCAACACAAUUCUUCUCUGGGGCUGGAGGACACGCUGGAGCUUUUCCGUCUGUCCAGAGCACUUGCAGACAUCAUUAUCCCACAGGAGUAUGGAAUCACUAAAGCAGAGAAGCUGGAUAUUGCCAGUGCCUACUGCCUGCCUCUGGUCAAGAAGAUUCAGCUGGAUCUUCAGAGAACCCAUGAGGACGAGGCCGUCAACAAGCUGCAUCCACUGUACUCGCGGGGCGUGAUGUCUCCGGGUCGACAUGUUCGAACCCGGCUGUAUUUCACCAGCGAGAGCCACGUCCACUCCCUGCUUAACAUCUUUCGCUACGGAGGCCUGUUAGACGAGCUAAAAGAUGACCAGUGGAAGCAGGCUAUGGACUACCUCAGCGCUGUAACCGAACUCAACUAUAUGACACAGAUUGUUAUUAUGCUGUAUGAGGACAAUAACAAGGACCCCUCUUCAGAGGAACGUUUCCAUGUGGAGUUGCACUUUAGCCCUGGAGUGAAGGGGUGCAAGGAUGAGGAGAAUGCACCGAUGGGUUUUGGCUUCCGGCCUGCCUCCUCCGAGAACCACGAGAUGCAGACAGACCCAGGCAGUCUUGAAGACCUUUCUCAAGACGAGCCUGACAGAGCUGCACUGACUGAGCCAAUCAGCAUUCAGAGGAAGUCACCACUCAUACGAGGCCGAAAGGCUGGAUCUAUGGAGGCUCUUUCAGAGAGUAACACUUCUUCUCGAGGGCUGGCGUAUCGCAUCUUCCCAUCGACUUCUCGUCAGUCACCCGAGAUCAAACCCAGCGGGCUAGGCGCCCAGUGUGCGGGCCUCUUCAGUGCCUCCUUCCCCAACCUGAGAGACCUAGCACGAGUUCCCCGCAAAAAGCCCUGCUCGCUCAGGAAUCGGUCUUCUCAAACCGAGCUGCUCUCUAUGCCGGCAGUAAAGAGAUUUUCUGUGUCGUAUGCCAGGCAUCCGACUAAUGGGUUUGAAGGUUGCUCCUUGGUGCCCUCCAUCUAUCCACUGGAGACACUGCACAAUUCGCUGUCCCUCAAGCAGGUGGACGAGUUCCUCACCACGUUGUGUAAAAACGGGAGCGAGACACAAUUCAAGAGGCUCAAAUCCCUGUCUGCCAUGUUUGAGUCACACUCCCAGCCAUCCAUAGAUGUUGAUAAUCAGGAGACCCCAAUGUCAACUCCAGUCCAGAACCAACCAGCUCCACAGUCUCUCUGGUACACCAGCAGCCCUCCCAGUACCGUAUCCAGUUCUGGGCCCUCGUCUCCAUCUUUGCCCGAUCCCUCAUCCAACUUCAGAUUCAACAGCGAGUAGAAACAUCUUUUACUCUUAGAUCAGUUUCACAGUGUCUGUUUGAAAAGUUAGAGGUUAAGAUUGAUAUGGUCCAUGUUAUCUACUUGGAAGCUGCUAAUAUUGUACUAUCUGCACUUCUACCUGAACAAUGCAGAGCCUCUUUGUCUGAGAUUCAGCUGAUAGUUUGAUCUGUCAGCAAAUACAGCUCUGAAACCAGUAAUUAUCUCUUCCGCUGUACUUCUGAGCUCCGGUGGAGUUGGAUAGUAAUUAUGAUCCCAGAUUCAGCAGCAGAGAGACAGAGACAUUACAGACAAUAGUAAUUGUGUGUGCAUCUUUUUCCCCCACCCUACAAAUGCAACUCAAAUAAAUACUCAAAGAAGCAUACAAGUCCAAAUAUAUAUAUUUAAUCAUUCAGAUCCAAUUGUGUUAUUUUAAUCGUACCACUAUUUUUUUUUCAGUUUGUGUAUAUUAUAAUUAUUUUAUGAUUUUCUUUUUUGAUCAUGUGAUUUCUUUUUAGAUCUACCAAAAAAUUGCUGUAUUUUUAUUAUGUGAAUUGCAAAGGUAUUGUUUGAGAAUGAUUCAAGGGAUAGUUCACCCAAAAAUGAAUAUUCUGUCAUCGUUUACUCACCCGUCAUGUCAUUCAGAACCUGUAUGAAUUUAUUUCUUCUGUUAAAUAUAAAAGAAGAUAUUCUAAAGAAAGUUGUAAAUCAAAAAGAUGGUGGCACCCAAUGACUUGCAUAAUAUUUUUUUUUUCCAAACCAUUGAAGUGAAUGGCUACCGUCAAAUGUUUGGGUUACCCACAUUCUUCAAAAUCUCUUAUUUUGUGCUCAACAGAAGAAACUCAAACAGGUUUAGUGCAACCUGAAAAAAUGAGUAAAUGACAGAAUUUUAAUUUUGAGCAGGACCCGUCCCAUAAAAUGAGCUGCAAUAGACUUUUCAGGAGUGUUCAGCUGUUUGUAAUCUGCUGUAGUGUUUACUCUGUAAAGUUGAAAGUAUAUUUAAUUUUAGAGACUUGUAUUACUUAAAUAAAUGGCUUUAAAUGUG